AUGCUCGCUGCCUUAAUUAUAACCGCUGCUCUCGCUCAAACGUCCCUCGCUGCCGUUCAGACUCUCACGUCUGGCGGGCAAUGUCUUCAAGUAUCUGGCACUCCGGCUAAUGGCUCUCCCGUCACUCUCGGUUCGUGCAACAGCGCAAAUAGUCAAAUGACUUCAACCGGACAACAAUGGGUCAUCUCCUCUGGAAACAAUGCUGGCGUACAGCUCUUUGGGACUAGCUUCUGCUUAGACGCUCAGACGCAGCCAGCUCCCGGAAGACAGGUGGUUGUCGCCACCUGCUCUCAAGCCGCUUCCCAAACUUGGUAUCUUACCGCUGAUAAUAGAAUUGCAAUUACCGGUGGAACGCAAUGCUUGGACUUGUCCGGCACCAAUCCCCAGACCCAGAAUUGUGCUCCUAAUAUCGCUACUCAGGCAUGGAGUCCCACAUUCCUCUUUGAUACACCUACCUCAAGCUCAUCAGCCAGCUCUACCGCGUCCGCAUCAGGUGCUGCCGGAGGUGUCGUAGCCGGAGGUGCUGCUUCGUCCGCUGCUAGCGGUGCGAGCUCUGUUGCUUCAGGCGCAUCAUCGAUGGCCUCUGCUGGUGCCUCGGGUGCUUCCUCUGUCGCCGGCGCUGCCACUUCCGGUGCUGCAUCGGCUGGAUCCGCUGCUACUUCAGGAGCUGGAUCAGUCGCCGGUGCUGCAACUUCAGGUGCUGGAUCAGUUGCCGGUGCUGCUACUUCUGCUGGUGGAGCUGCUACGUCUGCUAUAGGAUCAGCGGCUGGGGCUGCUACAUCCGCUGUGGCAGCAGGAGGAUCCUCAUCUGCAUGGAGUCGAGUCGCCAUGGUUCCUUUGCCAGUCACUUUCGGUGUGGUCCUAGGAGCAAUUUGCUUGUUGUAG
Molecule: messenger RNA, 885 nt
Organism: Kwoniella shivajii
Lineage: Eukaryota; Fungi; Basidiomycota; Tremellomycetes; Tremellales; Cryptococcaceae
Exons: 9
Coding region: 1-885 (294 amino acids)
Source: RefSeq, a predicted model, not a curated record